UAACGGUAUACCAAUAAUUUGGUUGUUUGUGUGUGAUUGCAAUAAGGAAUUUCUAUUGUGGAUUUUUGCAAGCAAAUUUAAAAAAAUAUUAAAUUCAAAGUGUUCAAAUUGUGUUGAAAAAUUAUUGCAAAAUAUUAUUAUACAUAUAUAAAUAAAGUACUUGUAUAUUUAACAACAGAUUGGUUUUGAAUAAGCGAAAAGUCAACUGGAAAACCUCAAUUUCAACUUUAUAGUUGCCAGUUUAAAAAAUAAUCUACCACUUGCUAAUACUUAGUAUAUGCAUCUAAUUAAAGUCUGCAUCGGUUACACCUUUACUACAGCAACAACAUACCAGACACAAAUGACAUCUUUAUUGGUGUUGGGAAAUUCGUUGUAAUAAAAAGUGUUGUAGGCAGACGAGCAAAAGACACGACACUGCAACCACAGCUUCCGGCUUAAAUUACUUGAAAGAGUGCAGAAUUUGAAUUUCUUAAUUACCAACUUGCCGCACAUUUAAAAGCCAACUAACCAACUGACCGAAGACCUCGCCACAAGCUAAAGCAAAGUCAACGACAUCGACUAAUAUUUAGGCCAAAAUACUACACAACAACAGCAACGCAUUGAGAGAGUGGCGCGUGCUUGCCAAAUUGAAGACACCUGUCAACACAAAUUGUUUUUGCAUUACUUUCGGGUUCUACGAAUUAUGGGCGCAUGGCUUAAAACAACUUAAAAACGCAAUGGACUUGGCAUAAACAAAAGCACAUAAUCGCACAUAUAAAUAUAUAAAUUAUAGUUUUUUAUCAAAAGCCAAGCCUGUCGCUUUCUUUUGGCCUCCAUUGCCGCGCAGCGAACGCCGUUCAACUUUAUUGGAGUGCACUGAGUAUUGAGCGCCACGUUUGGUGCGUAUGGGUAAAACUCAAGUACAGAUUUUUGCGCAUUCGAGGAAUAUUUCUAUGGACGAAAAUGGAUUAUACUAAGCGGUUUUUAUGGCUUUCCGGCAUUCUAUUAGGUCCAAUUCUACUUGCAGCCUUGACGUUACAAGAUGCCGCCAGUCCAGUAUUUCAAAAUCACAAAACGAAAGAGUGGACGAAUUUAGAUAAUAUCACAUUCUCUUUUGAUUGUACGCAUCGACCGGUUGGCUUCUACGCCGACAUGGAGUACAAUUGUCAGAUCUUCCACAUGUGCGAUGAGGAGGGCAAUCGCAUACCGCAUUUAUGCGCCAAUGAGACUUCCUUCAAUCAGGAGUAUCGCAUCUGUGAUUGGGAUUACAAUUUCAACUGCACUGAAUCGCCGAAAUGGUUUUAUUUGAACGAACUGACGUACGCCACAGAGCCGCCUGACGAGGAUGAAGACUAUUGAAACAACACCCACUCCACCCAACAUCCACCAACCAACAACAACACUAACUACCCGAACUCUCCCAAGAACCAUAUCGAUCUUCUACUCCUUUCACAGCACUCCAUGUGUGACCUUACUGUCAAGUAAUUAGCUAAGUGAAGUAAUUGUAUUUAUACUAUUUGUAAUUAUUUGUAAUUUGUUAUGCUUAAACUAUCCUAAAAUAUAGUAUGUGUAGAAAAAAAAUUAAUGAGAAUUGCAAACAACUAAUUUGAGUGGCGCAUAUUUAGCGAAUAUUUCAAUAUAAUUUAAUGAAUCAUUAGUGUUAAUUAGUUUCCUUAUUUAUAAUGUUAUGUAUAUGUUAAUGUAAAAUUGUAAACAAAAUGUAUUUGUGUACAUAUAUUCGUAUUUGUAGUUGUAUAUAUGUAUAGCUUAGUAAAUACUCUAAUUUAUACAGUUGAUUUCGUAGCGAUAUUGUCAUUAUAAUGUUUAUA
This is a messenger RNA of Zeugodacus cucurbitae (melon fly), 1808 nucleotides long. RefSeq lists its product as uncharacterized. Gene Ontology annotation, cellular component: extracellular region. The transcript has 5 exons. The record is from RefSeq and is a predicted model, not a curated record. The coding region runs from base 943 to 1338 and encodes 131 amino acids. NCBI's taxonomy places the organism in Eukaryota, Metazoa, Arthropoda, Insecta, Diptera, Tephritidae. Gene Ontology annotation, molecular function: chitin binding.